CCCUAGGCGGUGGCGAUGGGGGCCGCCCGGAUCGCACCCGGCCUGGCGCUCCUGCUCUGCUGCCCAGUGCUCAGCUCCGCAUAUGCGCUGGUGGACGCCGACGAUGUCUUUACCAAAGAGGAACAGAUUUUCCUUUUGCACCGCGCCCAGGCCCAGUGUGACAAGCUGCUCAAGGAAGUCCUACGCAAAGCAGCCAACAUAAUGGAUUCGGACAAGGGGUGGACACCAGCAUCCACGUCAGGGAAGCCCAGGAAAGAGAAGCCUUCGGGAAAGUUCUACCCUGAGUCUAAAGAGAACAAGGAGGUGCCCACUGGCAGCAGGCGCCGAGGACGCCCCUGCCUGCCAGAGUGGGACAACAUCGUUUGCUGGCCAUUAGGGGCACCAGGUGAAGUGGUGGCAGUGCCCUGUCCAGACUACAUCUAUGACUUCAAUCACAAAGGCCAUGCCUACAGACGCUGUGACCGCAAUGGCAGCUGGGAGGUGGUUCCCGGGCACAACCGGACAUGGGCCAACUACAGCGAGUGCCUCAAGUUCAUGACGAAUGAGACUCGGGAACGGGAGGUAUUUGACCGCCUAGGCAUGAUCUACACCGUGGGAUACUCCAUGUCCCUUGCCUCCCUUACCGUGGCUGUGCUCAUCCUAGCCUAUUUUAGGCGGCUGCACUGCACGCGCAACUACAUCCACAUGCACAUGUUCCUGUCGUUUAUGCUGCGCGCCGCCAGCAUCUUCGUGAAGGACGCAGUGCUCUACUCUGGCUUCACGCUGGAUGAGGCCGAGCGCCUCACGGAGGAAGAGUUGCACAUCAUCACGCAGGUGCCGCCUCCGCCCGCCGCUGCCGCCGUUGGCUACGCUGGCUGCCGCGUGGCUGUGACCUUCUUCCUUUACUUCCUGGCCACCAACUACUACUGGAUUCUGGUGGAGGGGCUGUACUUGCACAGCCUCAUCUUCAUGGCCUUUUUCUCAGAGAAGAAGUACUUGUGGGGCUUCACCAUCUUUGGCUGGGGUCUUCCAGCUGUCUUCGUGGCUGUGUGGGUCGGCGUCAGAGCAACCCUGGCCAACACUGGGUGCUGGGACCUGAGCUCCGGGCACAAGAAGUGGAUCAUUCAGGUGCCCAUCCUGGCAUCUGUCGUGCUCAACUUCAUCCUCUUCAUCAACAUCAUCCGGGUGCUUGCCACUAAGCUUCGGGAGACCAAUGCGGGCCGGUGUGAUACGAGGCAGCAGUACCGGAAGCUGCUCAGGUCCACGCUGGUGCUCGUACCACUCUUUGGUGUCCACUACACUGUCUUCAUGGCCCUGCCGUACACCGAGGUCUCAGGGACGCUCUGGCAGAUCCAGAUGCACUAUGAGAUGCUCUUCAACUCUUUCCAGGGAUUUUUUGUCGCCAUCAUAUACUGUUUCUGCAAUGGUGAGGUGCAAGCGGAAAUCAGGAAGUCUUGGAGCCGCUGGACGCUGGCCCUGGACUUCAAGCGCAAAGCACGGAGUGGGAGCAGCAGCUACAGCUACGGGCCAAUGGUGUCGCACACCAGCGUGACCAACGUAGGCCCUCGUGCGGGUCUUGGCCUUCCCCUCAGCCCCCGCCUGCUGCCUGCCACCACCACCAAUGGCCACUCCCAGCUGCCUGGCCAUGCCAAGCCGGGGGCUCCAGCCAUUGAGAAUGAAACUGUACCAAUUACCAUGGCGGUUCCCAAGGACGAUGGAUUCCUUAACGGCUCCUGCUCAGGCCUGGAUGAGGAGGCCUCUGGGUCUGCACGGCCACCUCCCUUGUUGCAGGAAGAGUGGGAAACAGUCAUGUGACUGGGUACCAGGGACUGGGCUGCUGACAUGGACAGAUGGACAGAUGGACCAAGA
This is a messenger RNA of Peromyscus eremicus (cactus mouse), 1848 nucleotides long. RefSeq names its product parathyroid hormone 1 receptor (gene Pth1r). Gene Ontology annotation, cellular component: plasma membrane. The record is from RefSeq and is a predicted model, not a curated record. Lineage: Eukaryota; Metazoa; Chordata; Mammalia; Rodentia; Cricetidae. Gene Ontology annotation, molecular function: peptide hormone binding; G protein-coupled peptide receptor activity; parathyroid hormone receptor activity. Gene Ontology annotation, biological process: intracellular calcium ion homeostasis; adenylate cyclase-activating G protein-coupled receptor signaling pathway; cell surface receptor signaling pathway.